UGCACAUUAUUCUCCAAGUCUCACUCAUUCAAUCCAAGCCAAUGGCCAGCCCUAGGCUCCCUUCCAUCAGGCUGUUAAGGGAGAUGAGACGGGGUCGUGUUUUGGUUGAUGACAUUUACACUGUGGAAAGUAAGAAAGAGAAGGAAGAAUGGGUGUUGGAAGGAGGUUAUGGUGGGUCUUGUUGGGUACCUCACCCUCGAACUGGAAUAUACUACCCCAAGGGCCACGAAAAGGUAAUGGAGGAUGUCCCUUAUGGAGCUUCCACUUUUGAAAAGACAUAUUGGCUUAGAAGCCAUGAAGGACUUGAUGAACCCUUUUAAGUUUUCACAUGUGGCAUGAUAUCCCAUUCUCUUGUCAAUAAUGCAGUAUUAACCCCUCUCCCCCUCUCUCUCUCUCCCUUUCUCUCAUUGUAAUAAUAGUUCUCCCUUUGUUUCUCUCUCUUUGAGAUACGCACAUGGAUACAAUUAACGAUUUGGAUUCCAAAUUACCGGUAAAAAAACAAAGGAAACCCCGUUCUUA
Messenger RNA from Amborella trichopoda, 519 nucleotides. NCBI's taxonomy places the organism in Eukaryota, Viridiplantae, Streptophyta, Magnoliopsida, Amborellales, Amborellaceae. The record is from RefSeq and is a predicted model, not a curated record.